AUGUGGUCACGUGACCGCCCGGGGGAAUUUAGCGGGAUCUUUCAGGAUGGCCAAACCGCCGAUGGCUUUGACCUGGCCUUCCAGGUCAACCACUUGAGCCACUUCCUGCUGACCCACCUGCUCCUGGACCGGCUGAAGCGCUGCGCCCCGAGCCGGAUCGUAAUCCUAUCCUCAAGUGCGCACACCUCUGCGAAAUUCAAUUUUGGGACCUUGAAAAAACCGAACAAGUGGAUGAUGAAAGGCGCAGAAUCGUACUGCAACAGCAAACUAGCCAACAUUCUCCACGCCAGAGAGUUGGCCAAGAGGCUGGAAGGAACCAACGUCACCUGCUACGCGGUUCAUCCAGGAGUUGUUAACACCAAAAUUACUCGCUCCCAUCCCUGGUGGACACUUUGGUUGGUUUGGAUCACGAAGCUGUUCAUCCGAAAUUGCAAAGCUGGCGCCCAGACCUCCAUCUACUGCGCCACCGAGGAGGGCAUCGAGAGGCUGAGUGGCCGGUAUUUCGUGGACUGCCAACCGAAGGUGCCCAGUCCCCUGGCCUGCGAUGACCAGCUGGCCACGAAGCUCUGGGAAUUCAGCGAGAGGCUGCUGGGACGGAGCAGCUAAAUAUUUCCACUUGACAUUUGGCCCGUUAAUUUUUCUGAGGUGAAGGCAGGAAAAAUCACAUGGAAAAAACACACUCAAAAUCAAACACAAAAGGCGAAAUCACAUCAGGUACCUGUAGAAUUAGCCCAGGGCUGAACGCAGUGGUGGGAUUCAGCCGGUUCUCACCUGUUUGCCUGAACUAUUAGUUAAUU
Molecule: messenger RNA, 797 nt
Organism: Pseudonaja textilis
Lineage: Eukaryota; Metazoa; Chordata; Lepidosauria; Squamata; Elapidae
Source: RefSeq, a predicted model, not a curated record